CCUACUUUUUGUGACAAAGUGACGUUUAAAAGAUAAAAAUAAAUCGCACAAUCAUUAAAGAAGCCCUGUGACGCACUGCGUGUAUAUGAGAAGUUCCCGGAUGUUCAGAACAAAAUGGCGGCGCCCUGUGGGAGAUUAGUGAGGUCGGGGAUAAAAGCAGGUCUUCAGUACUUAUCCAGCAAAAAUCUGUGUUUAACGACGACUCGUGUGCAGAACCUGGCCUGCUUGAGACAUCGUUGGUGUGUGUUACAGCACCGAGCUCUUCACUGUAGCAGUUUCUGUUUAGUACACAGCACCAAGACAGAGAGAAGGACAGAUCCCUUGAAUAAUACAAAUGACUGGGAAAAGAAAGAACCAGAAGGAGAGGAAGACUCUGGACCGGAGUAUAUUCCUAAGAGGAAAGCGAAAAACCCGAUGAAAGUGAUCGGAUACGCGUGGAUGUUCGGUCUUCCAGCCGGAAUAAUUGGGUUUAUUCUGGCUAAAAGGCAAGUGGACAAGAACCGGCUCCAGCAGCUGAAGAUCCGACAGAGGAUGAAGAAAUCCAACGAAGGAGAAUAUGAGCGUGAGCGCUACAAACCAGCAGGGAUCCAGUAACUGGAGUGUUUGUGUUGGAAUCAGGAAAAAAUCUAUUCUUUGUAAAUAACAGACCUGUAAUAAGUUUAAAGUGAUGAAUUUUUAUGGUCUAAUAUAUUGAAAAUGGGAGGCUCAGAUUUCACCUCCUUAAGUCGCACUGUGAAUUUGGUGAAAAGCAGAAAAUCAGCAAAUCUUUUGUCCAAAAAUUCAGUUCUCAGAGUUUUAUCAAAUUCACAGCGUACGUUGAGGAACAAAGGAGCACAGCGAGGCACUUAGUCUCGUGCUCUCACACUGCAGUGUCAACAUCUGUGUGUCUUGUAGAAACUAGCUUAGUUAUGGUAGCUAUAAACUGAUGUUCUCUCACCAAUCUCUUAUUUUUCUGUUGAAAUUAAGAACACCGUGAUAUUGUCAUGAUACAAGGUAAAAACAGUGUACAUUCCUCAGACCUUACAAAUACUGCUGAACCUCUGACACUGGAGACUCCUUCCAUAUGUUCAAUAAACAUUUAACAGAAAACACGA
Messenger RNA from Tachysurus fulvidraco (yellow catfish), 1094 nucleotides. RefSeq names its product DUF4748 domain-containing protein. The record is from RefSeq and is a predicted model, not a curated record. The transcript has 3 exons. NCBI's taxonomy places the organism in Eukaryota, Metazoa, Chordata, Actinopteri, Siluriformes, Bagridae. Bases 115 to 594 code for a protein of 159 amino acids.